Messenger RNA from Ceratina calcarata, 946 nucleotides. It is a transcript of the gene RpL8, whose product is annotated as ribosomal protein L8. The coding region runs from base 116 to 889 and encodes 257 amino acids. Gene Ontology annotation, cellular component: ribosome; cytosolic large ribosomal subunit. The record is from RefSeq and is a predicted model, not a curated record. Gene Ontology annotation, molecular function: RNA binding; structural constituent of ribosome. NCBI's taxonomy places the organism in Eukaryota, Metazoa, Arthropoda, Insecta, Hymenoptera, Apidae. The transcript has 5 exons. Gene Ontology annotation, biological process: cytoplasmic translation.
UGCUUAUUUUACCGAACGGAAAUGUUGCCAACAUAAAAAGUUAAAACUGGCAAGUUAGUCUCAUUUCCGCCUGCGUCUUCCUCUAUUCGAUUGCGGGUUCACCUGGUUCUAAACCAUGGGUCGGGUAAUUCGUGCUCAGCGUAAGGGAGCUGGAUCUGUUUUCAGAUCCCACACAAAAAGGAGAAAGGGAGCACCCAAACUUCGCUCUUUAGAUUAUUCGGAAAGGCAUGGUUACAUCAAAGGUGUUGUGAAGGAUAUUAUUCAUGACCCUGGUCGUGGAGCACCAUUAGCUCUUGUUCACUUCAGGGACCCAUACAAGUUCAAAACGCGCAAAGAAUUAUUUAUUGCCCCAGAAGGAAUGUACACUGGACAGUUCCUUUACUGUGGAAAGAAAGCAAAUCUCCAGAUUGGAAAUGUGAUGCCUGUGGGUCAAAUGCCUGAAGGUACCAUUGUUUGCAAUUUGGAGGAGAAGACUGGAGACAGAGGCCGAUUGGCAAGGGCUUCUGGAAACUAUGCCACAGUCAUCGCUCACAAUCCCGAUACCAAGAAGACCAGAGUCAAAUUGCCCUCUGGUGCGAAGAAAGUCAUUCCAUCCAACAACAGGGCAAUGGUUGGCAUUGUCGCUGGUGGAGGACGUAUCGACAAACCUAUUCUGAAAGCAGGUCGCGCAUACCAUAAAUACAAGGCAAAGAGGAACUGCUGGCCUAAGGUUCGUGGUGUUGCCAUGAACCCUGUGGAGCAUCCUCACGGUGGUGGUAACCAUCAACACAUCGGCAAAGCAUCCACUGUUAAACGUGGAACGAGCGCAGGACGUAAGAUCGGUUUGAUUGCUGCUCGUCGCACGGGAAGAAUUCGUGGUGGAAAGACCGACACGAAGAAAGAUGAUUAGAUUAACGUUGAUUAAGUUUUGGGACUUAUACAAUAAAAAACAUUUUAAAAAGCAAAA